Closterium sp. Naga37s-1 is the source of this 501-nucleotide messenger RNA. NCBI's taxonomy places the organism in Eukaryota, Viridiplantae, Streptophyta, Zygnematophyceae, Desmidiales, Closteriaceae. The record is from the annotation of a GenBank genome assembly.
AUGUCGUCCCUCGCGCCCUGCGCUUCUCUCGCAUCUUUAUCCGCCGAUCGCAUCGUGGCCUCCCACCUGACGUGCCGUGCACUGCGUUCGAUCAUCGCCCCUGCCGUCCGAUCAUCGCCCCUGCCGUCCGAUCAUCGUCCCUGCCGUCCGAUCAUCGCCCCUGCCGUCCGAUCAUCGCGCCUGCCGUCCGAUCAUCGCCCCUGCCGUCCGAUCAUCGCCCCUGCCGUCCAAUCAUCUGCUCCUCAGCCGCAACUCACGCAGAGCACAUCUGCACAAGGGCCUGGCAAGAUCAACGUAUGGCCGUCCAUGAUGUAUGGCCGUCCCAUGUGCAUCCAUGUUGCCCCACGAGCACAGGCACGUGAGUUCGUGGUGGGCGGCAACAAGGGGUGGGCGUAUGGUGUGAGCGGAUGGAAGCCCAAUCCCGCUGCCCGUGUAGGCGACGUGCUCGGUGCGUGCCCCUCACAUGUGCGCCACUACACUCCUGGCGCCUCCCCUCGCUGA